AUGGACGAACCUGAUCUUCCUCCUCUCUCGCAGUUCACUCGAGCCACGGCUCCAACUCGAGCACCGCCUCCGCUAACCCCGGUUCUCGCGCGGAAGAGGACUCGUUCUGACCACGACGACGAGCCCGCCGCCUCUAGCGAUCCCGCUCUUUUCUCCAGCGACGAGACUGCGCCUGGGGCCGAGAACUAUGUCUCGGGCAAGAGGAAUAAACGUACCUAUAAGGGGUCUUGGUGGGAUCGGCACCCGGCCGACGCUACAGACAAGGGGAGUCAUAGGGAAAAGCGCCAAUUUAAGAGAAAUCUCGACUCCGGGGUGUUUAUGGGCAGUGAGAGUGAGGAUCCGCCCUCGAGUGAUUCAAUCACGAUGGAAGACGAGUUUUUGAGGGAUCAGCAAAGGGUUAUGGACAAUCAGCAAAAGGCCUGGGACAACUACCAAAAGGCUACGGACGAGAAUCAACAGGUGCAACCCGCCACUUCCUGGCCAGAUAGGGGCGAUGGAAGCAAGCUGAGAGCGAACUUAGCUUCCGUAAUUACGGCUCGGGUUCCCAGAGAGCAUGAGGAGGUAUGUGCGGUUAUUAGGCAGUGUCUCGAGCGAGGAAAGGAGGAUGUGGACUUGACAUCCAUGUCUCUGUCGAGCCUACCCGCUGAAAUCACGUCCCUCCAAACACUUAGCAAACAAGACGAGAUAACUCCAGGGAUGCUGCAUAUUGGGACCAACCUUGAACCCCAUUUGCGCCUUUUCUUGGGCAACAAUUGCUUCACGAGAAUGCCAAGUCCUAUCUUCGAGCUUCGGAACCUCCGAGAAUUGUCUCUCCGCAACAAUAAUCUCACAUCCAUCCCGGCUGCAAUAGGGGAAUUGGUCAAUCUCGUGUCUUUGAAUAUUGCUGGAAAUCAAUUGUCAGAGCUUCCCACCGAGAUCCUGGACCUGAUCACUGAAGGUCGCUUGAGAGAGCUUCGAUUACACCCAAAUCCUUGGAUGCAGCCUGAUGGGAUGGGUCUUGAGGAAUCCUUCUCCUGGACGAGGAUAUUAGGGAAGAUACUUCUUCGCAAGAAGAAUAGCGCCCACACUAUGAAAAAGACGUAUUGGCCGACGGAGAAUCCUCAGGUCCCAACACUCACCGAAUUAGCUCUCCGUCAGCUCUCCAAAUUUGACCCUUUAGGCGACAUAGAUCUCGGGGCCUAUAUGCCAUCAAACACUCCUGAAUCUGUCUUGAACAAUCUGAAGCUACUUGGACAGAAUCCCACGCGCCGAUGCAACGCAUGCAAUAGGCCAAUCGUGUUGGCGCGAGAAGAAUGGUUUGAAUUUUGGAGUAUCGACGAGGUCUCCGAGAGCGAUGUUGUUCAUGUUGAAUACGGUGCUGGGAUUGCUGCAGAGGAUCCAAGAUGA
Messenger RNA from Cladophialophora bantiana CBS 173.52, 1386 nucleotides. RefSeq lists its product as uncharacterized. The transcript has 3 exons. Lineage: Eukaryota; Fungi; Ascomycota; Eurotiomycetes; Chaetothyriales; Herpotrichiellaceae. Gene Ontology annotation, molecular function: protein binding. The record is from RefSeq and is a predicted model, not a curated record. Bases 1 to 1386 code for a protein of 461 amino acids.